GACGUUGUCAAGCGAUUUCUGACGUGACGUACCGCGGUUCAGUCAGCCCUAGCAACAAACCAGCGUUUCUUCAUGUAAGUUUAGUUAGUGGAGGAAAAUGUUCAAUAAAAAGCCCCGGAGGAACUUCCGGCAGAGAAAAGAUAACUCCAGCGACGAGGAGGACGAGCCGAAGAGCAGAGAAGACGGAAAGGAGCAUGAGAAAGCUCCGGUAAACGCGGUAAAUAAGCCGUUGAAAGUGUCCCAGAGCCGCGGUAUCACCUGCAGCUCCAAGCGGGAAGAGACGCCUCCUGAGCCGGCCAGCAGCGACCGAGAGGACGGGGAGACGCUGGAGGUGACAGAGGACAGAGAAGAUAAAGACAAAUAUGGGUUUAAGGAGAAAACAAACUCCAUCCUCAGUUUCUCUGAAGACAAAGAAGUUGAGGAACCAACAUUUAAGCUGAAGAAGUCCUCUGAUAAAGCUGUGCUGUUCCAAGUAAGAAGGAAGGAGGCUUCACCUGCCAAGACCAGCCAAAGCACAGCCCCAGCACGUUUCCCUCCAUCUGCUUCUCCCAGGCAAGAUGAUGACAGUCAGGCUUCACCACGUGCUCUGCACCAUAAUGAUGAUGACGAUAGCGAUGAUGAUGACAAUGACAGUGAUGAAGGUGAUGCCAGGUCUCCCACAGCUAGCUCAGCCUCAGACUCCAGCUGCCCUGCUACUAAACCAGUAGUCAUCCCUAAUGCUGAAGCGAUCAAGGCAGCCAAGUGGCAGCGUCGUCACGGCACUCGAGCCCCAAAAGAAUACAUUUCUCUGGGUAGAGACGGCCACAGCUCCGCUGGUAGCACCCCGGAUCACUACAGCAGGGAAGAUGAAGAGGACAGAGUUGAUGAUGAUGAUGAUGAUGAGCCAGAUGAUCAUGAGAGAAGAAUCGAGUUCGCCCCAAGAUUGAAGAGCAUUAGGGAGAGGAUUGCUGAGAAACUUGGAGAAAGUGAUGCCAGUUUCUCAGGAGCUGAUGAAGACGAGCAGGAACUUUGGGAGGAGACACAAAUUGAGAAGGGAGUCAAGAGACGGCCAGGAGGACAGAGCCCAUCUGGCAGUGAAUCCAGCAGCUACAGCUACAGCAGCAGUAGCAGCAGGCGAGACAGACGAAAACAAAAGAAGAGAUCAAAGGGGGUCAAAAUCCCAACUCUUCCUUCCAUCAGUAUCUCAAUGGUCAAGAAAAGGAUCACUGCAAAACUAGACUCCCUGAAGGAGGUGCACAGUGCACGGCAGGCAGAGCUGAGGAGGAUGGAGUUUGACGUUGAGAGCGCUAAAACCUCCAUGGAGACUCUGGAGGAAAGUUCCUCAGAGCGACAACUGAAGUUUUACAGAGCCAUGACCCUCUAUAUCCACAACCUGGUGGAGUGUCUACGGGAGAAGGUUAUUGAGAUCAACUCACUGGAGCUUGACUUACACGCUCUGCUGUCCGACCACAUGGAUGCACUGUUAGCACAGAGACGACAGAGCAUCAAGGAGCAGGCUGACCGCCUACAGCAGCUCAGCUAUAGCACAGAUGAGCAGAGUGGAAACUCAACCAAUGGACCAGAAACUCAAGGCGAGGCCGACUCUGGUGUUAAAGCUGAAGAAGAUUUUGAUAUUCCUGAAGACACACAGCCCUCAGCAGAAGAGGAGGAGCAGCUGCAGAAGAAGACGGCUGAUAUCCUGUUGAGCUCCCAGGCCGUGUUUUCCGACGUUCAGGCCGAGUUCUCCGACGUCAAGAAGAUUCUGUCCCGGUUUGAAGAGUGGAGAGGCUCUUACUCUGACUCUUACCACAGUGCCUACAUCUCUCUGUGUCUGCCCAAGUUGUUGAACCCCAUCAUAAGACAUCAGCUACUGGCGUGGGACCCCCUAAAGGAAGAUAGUGGGGACUUUGAAAACCUCCCGUGGUUCACAGCCGUGGAGACCUUUUGUCAUGGGCAUGGCCAUGAGGAGCUGGAGCACAGAGACAGACAGACACUGUCUAAUGUCAUAGAAAAGACUGUCCUACCAAAAAUAACAGCCUACGUGGAGCUGGUGUGGGAUCCCAUGUCCCGCCAUCAGUCAGUCUGUCUCUCUGAUGUUUGUCACAGACUGAAGGAGGACUAUUCCAUCUUUGAAGGAGAGCAGAGUAAACCGGUCAAGGCAUUGAAAGAGGCUUUGAUCGGCCGACUGAGGAGCUGCGUAGAUGAAGAUGUCUUCAUCCCUCUGUACCCCAAAAAGCUCCUAGAAGACAGGUUGUCUCCUCAGUGUCGCUUCAGGGAUCAACAGUUCUGGAUGGCAAUAAAACUACUAGGUAACAUGGGAAAAUGGGAUUUGCUGCUUCCUGAGUCUGAAUUGAAGGAACUGAUGUUGGACAAACUGCUAAACCGAUACCUGAUGAUCACCGCAUGCAGUCAGACACUCGACCACAAUGCUGUCCAUGCAUGCAGAAAGAUAGCAGAUAGUCUGCCGCUCUCUUGGUUCAAAGGAGAGGAUACCUGUUUGCCUCAGCUCCAGAAUUUCAGGAACCAUCUAGUUCAGAAAGUUCACACCUUCUGCAAACAGCAGCCUCCUGAAGAUCCAAACACCAGGUCUUCUGUGGUUGAAGUGCUGCAGAUUUUGAGUAGAAUCCGGUGCAAUGACUCCAUCAUGGCGAUAGCAGAGAAAUACCACUAUGAAGAUGCCAUCUACUCUCACCAGCUGCUGAACCAAGAGAUCGAAUGAAAAACAGACGCUGUGGGAUGGAUGGUGAAUCAAAUGGCAAACAUAGUAGUACACUGUUAUUUUGAAAGCAAUUGUCAAAGACUGUACUAGUGUGAACUAGAUCACACAUGGGAAAAGCCAUUAUGUCUUAUGGUGGAUAGCCACUGCUAAUCAGACCAGCUCUUUGGCCAAAAUACAGAAUGAAAACAAUGGAUACAGUACUGUAUAUAAUAGUGUGUGUGUGGAGCCAACAAAUGGUACAAAUUUCUUGUUUAACAAAGGAAACUGCCAAGAAAAAUUGCGUCGGGAAAAUAAUUCACCUUCCUGCCAUUUUUUAGUCAUGAACAAUUUCCUGUCUGUUUUGUACAAAUCACUGUAUUUUUAUGAAUAAAUAUUUGAAUUUUGUUAAAAUA
Messenger RNA from Sebastes umbrosus (honeycomb rockfish), 3090 nucleotides. It is a transcript of the gene gcfc2, whose product is annotated as GC-rich sequence DNA-binding factor 2. The coding region runs from base 98 to 2698 and encodes 866 amino acids. Gene Ontology annotation, cellular component: nucleus. The transcript is spliced from 18 exons. Lineage: Eukaryota; Metazoa; Chordata; Actinopteri; Perciformes; Sebastidae. Gene Ontology annotation, biological process: mRNA splicing, via spliceosome. Gene Ontology annotation, molecular function: DNA binding. The record is from RefSeq and is a predicted model, not a curated record.